AUGAUAAAGCCAAGAAUGUGCCAUUUAAGCUAUAAACCAGUCGAAUCAUUAAAAUUUAGAACAUUAGAUUUUGUCUUAUUAGAGUUAGAGAAGAUCAAUUUUUCAGUUAAAAGGAACCAAAUGGCUGAAAAAUUCAACAAUGAAUAAGAAAUUAGAACACCAACCUUUAAAACUCAUUUGAAUCAAAAUUAGAGUGCUGUGAAAGAAAUUGCCAACGAUAUCCAAGCAAUAACCCCAAAAAGACUUAUAAAAUCAAAAAGAAAUUAUCAAGCUCGAAGAAAAGUAUCAUUAAGAAAUCCCAAAAUUUGA
Paramecium tetraurelia is the source of this 309-nucleotide messenger RNA. RefSeq lists its product as uncharacterized. NCBI's taxonomy places the organism in Eukaryota, Ciliophora, Oligohymenophorea, Peniculida, Parameciidae. The transcript has a single exon. The record is from RefSeq and is a predicted model, not a curated record.